AUGAAAGAGAACAAUGGAGCUUACUCUCCUACUUUCAUGGAACAUUCGCAAUCCUCUUCGUCUUCCAUGGACGAUCAACCGCCAAAGAAAACAUCCACCAUUCAAAUAUCGAAUAAGGCACAUGGAAAUCGUCUGUUGGCGUUGUCCUACAUCCGUUUCGUUCUGUAAGGUUUCCAGAAGAUUUCUCAUGUUCUAUUGUCGAUUGCCUGCUUCAUUGGCUCAGAAAACAGGAGCAUAUUAUUCUUGUAAAUGAGUGGAUAAGCUAUAUGCUUGAUGCCACUGCCCAGCAGUUUUCAACCAUGAAUUCACCUUCAGAGAAAAACAACAGAGAUUAUGCUGGACUCACACUCUCAAAUAUAGCUGUUAAUAGAAGACCAUCUGUAGACAGGAAUGCCAAGCAGAUACUGAUAUUGGCUGGGUGGUUGAGGAGUAUUUUCCCUGGUCUAAACUUGCCAAUUAAUGCUUCUGAUGAGGACCUCAAAGCAUGCUUAUUGGAUGCUAAUGUCUUGUCCCAAAUUCUGAACAAGCUAAAAAAGCCUGGUCCUGCAAAAGAGGGAGGUUAUGUUAUCCAUAAUUUGGCUUCACGGUCGGACAAGAUCAAGAGGUUCCUUGAAGCUGUAGCCGACAUGGGGAUACUGAAGCUUGACAACGCCGACAUUGAAGAUGGAUCUAUGGACUCUCUUUACAAUUGUUUAUGGUCAAUUAGAGCAUGGACUAACAACCUGGGAGAUAGAGAUAGACCUUUGGCAUGCAGCUCACCUACUAAGUCGGAAAACAAUCGUGUUGACGCAUCCUUACAUGAGCCAUUUUCUCCCAUGUCUGGAGAAGAAAGGAGGAAAGUCUUAUCUGAGUCGAAAUUUCAUCGCACACUGAGUAGUCCUGUUAUGUCAGAUCCAUUCGGUGGAUCAAAUCAUCAAGUUGGCCAUAAGUUCCACGAAGUGUUUCAAUUAAAGCAAGGUCGUUAUGCUGAUCUUCCGGCUGCAAAAAUUUCAGAAAUGAUGAAAUCAAAUAGUCUAGACAAUGCUCCAACGCAGUCACUUUUGAGUGUGGUGAAUGGAAUUCUUGAUGAAAGUGUGGAGAAAAAGAAUGGUGAACUUCCUCAUCGUGUGGCAUGCCUGUUAAGAAAAGUCGUUCAAGAAAUCGAGCGCCGUAUUUCUACUCAAGCGGAACAUCUUCGAACUCAAAACAAUCUUUUCAAGGCUCGUGAAGAGAAAUUCCAGUCUCGAAUAAGAGUGCUUGAAGCACUUGCAUCAAACAUUAAUGAAGAAAAUCAGCAACUUGAGAAGACAAAAACAGAAGAAAAGAAGAAUUUUUCCAAUGAGGACAUGACUAGGUUGAUUAAAGAAAGAGAUGAAUUUAAAGCAGAGAUCAUACUCUUGAAGCAAGAGAUGGAAACAACUAAGAAAACAUAUGAAUUGCGUUGCUUGCAAGUGGAAAUGGAAAAUGGUGAGGAUAUGAGUAGGUUGAUUGAAGAAAGAGACGAAAGCAAAGUAGGGAUCAUGAUGUUGAAUCAAGAAUUGGAAAUAGCUAAGAAAACAAAUGAAUUACGUUCUUUGCAAGUAAAAACGGAAACAGAUGAGGAUAUGGCUAGAGUGAUUAAAGAAAGAGAUGAAGGUAGAGAAAAAAUCACAAAGUUGAAACAAGAUUUGGAAAGAACUAAAGAAAUGUAUGAAUUGCAAUGCUUGCAAGUAGAAACAGAAAAAGGGGAGGAUGUGAGUAAGUUGAUUAAAGAAAGAGAUGAAAGCAAAACCGAAAUCACAAUGUUGAAGAAAGAAUUGGAAAAAGCUAAGAACACUUAUGAAUUGCACCGCUUGCAAGUGGAAGCAGAAAAAGGGGAGGAUGUGAGUAGGUUAAUUGAAGAAAGAGAUGACAGUAAAGCAGAGAUUAUGAACUUGACGCAAGAGUUGGAAAAGGCUAAGAACACUUAUGAAUUGCAUCGCUUACAAGUGGAAGCAGAAAAUGAUGUGGGUAUGACUAAAUUGAUUAAAGAAGGAGAUGAAAGCAAAGUAAAGAUCAUAACACUGGAGCAAGAAUUGGAAACAGCUAAAAAGAUGUUUGAAUUGCGUUGCUUGCAAUUAGAAACGGAAAAAGAUGAGGAUGUGACUAAGUUGAUUAAAGAAAGAGAUGAAUGUAAAGCAGAGAUAGCAAUGCUAAAGCAAGCAUUGGAAACAGCUACAAAGACGUAUGAACUGCGUUGCUUGCAAGUGGAAACAGAAGGAAAAUCUGCUCAAUCAAUGUUUGAGGAAAGGAUUAAAGAACUUGAAGUUCUCUUGGAAGAUUCAAGUAACGAAGUGCAAAAACUUACAACAAGUAUUGAAUCAAAGCAAAAUAAAUGGAAUGCAAAAUCAAACAGCUACAGGCGUAUGGUAGAAUUUCAAUGUAAUCUACUGCAGGAUGUUAGAUGCUCCUCAGAGUCUGUUAAAGAAGAGGUUUUGAGAGUGAAGCUGGACUACUCGAACGAUGUCAACCAAUUAGGGCUCAAACUCAAAUCAGUAGCACAUGCAGCUGGAAACUAUCAUGGAUUGCUGGUUGAAAAUAGAAAAUUGUUCAAUGAGCUACAGGAUUUAAAAGGAAACAUCAGAGUGUUUUGUCGAAUAAGGCCGUUUUUGACCGGGCAUAAAGACAAACGGAUGACCAUAGAAUAUAUUGGUGAAAAUGGAGAAGUGGUAAUAGCAAACCCCACCAAGCCUGGGAAAGAAGGUCAAAAGUUAUUUAAGUUUAACAAGGUGUACAGCCCAGCUUCAACUCAAGGCGAGGUCUUUUCUGAUAUCCAACCUUUGAUACGAUCUGUACUUGAUGGAUAUAAUGUAUGCAUAUUCGCCUAUGGCCAAACUGGCUCCGGAAAGACAUAUACAAUGACCGGUCCUAAUAAUGCUACUAAGGAGAACUGGGGAGUUAACUAUCGUGCGCUCAACGACCUUUUCGAGAUCUCUCAAAAUAGAAGUGGUGCCAUUGCCUAUGAAGUUGGGGCGCAAAUGGUUGAAAUUUAUAAUGAACAAGUCAGGGAUUUACUUUCAAGCAAUGCUUCCCAGAAGAAACUGGGGAUUUUGACUCAUUCCCAACCAUUUGGACUUGCGGUACCUGAUGCUACCCUGCUUCCAGUGAACUCAACCUCAGAUGUUAUAGAACUAAUGGACAUUGGACUGAGAAACAGAGCAGUUGGCGCCACGGCCAUGAACGAAAGAAGUAGUCGGUCACAUAGUAUUGUGACUAUUCACGUUCGUGGGGCGGAUUUGAACGGUGGUUCCUCAUUGCAUGGUAAUCUUCAUUUGGUAGAUCUUGCUGGAAGUGAGCGGGUCGAUCGCUCUGAAGUUACAGGAGAUAGACUCAAAGAAGCACAACACAUAAACAAAUCAUUGUCUGCACUUGGAGAUGUCAUUUUUGCUCUAGCACAAAAGAGCUCUCAUGUUCCAUAUAGAAAUAGCAAGCUCACCCAAGUCCUUCAAAGCUCUCUUGGUGGUGAAGCAAAGACGGUCAUGUUUAUACAACUUAAUCCUGAUGUGAACUCAUAUUCUGAAUCUUUGAGCACACUAAAGUUUGCGGAGAGAGUUUCGGGAAUCGAGCUAGGAGCAGCUCGGAGCAGCAAGGAAGGAAGGGAUGUUAGAGAGCUAAUGACCCAGGUGGCAUCUCUGAAAGACACUAUCAGCAAAAGGGAUGAUGAGAUUGAGAGGCUACAAGUUCUCAAAGACUUCAAGAACAAUGUGUACAACAGUAGCAACACAGAGAAGCGCAGCACGACUUCUAUGAACAAAGACGUGUUCGGCGGAGUUGCAACAACUCAGAAGCCUUCAGGUGGAAAGAGCUCAGGAGGAGCACAGGAGGAGCUGUUUGACGUGCGCUCGGAAGCCGACUCGCAGCAUUUGAUGGAUGAUGUGAGGAAUCAUAGUGAAGUUAUUCGGCCACUAGACAUAGGUCAGAAUAUUAUUGAAGGUGCUGAAACAUUAGGAUUUCCUGAUGCAGAUUAUGAAGAAAGUCUAAUGGACAUACCUGAUGAUGCUCUUUCUGUUGAAACAGAAAAUGAUGCAACUACAGAAAGACCGAAGCUCACUCAACACACAAGACCAGUAAAGAAGUUGGAAAAGGCCAGAUCUACCACUACUCAUACUAGGAUCUCGCAAAAACAGUCGCAAACUGCUUCAACUACACCGCCAGGAUCCAAGGAGCAUUCAAGGUCAUACUCAGCACCAAGUCUUAAAUCUCUAACGGGACAUGGUAAAAGAUGGCAGUAAUUUUACAGAGAACUU
Cucurbita moschata (crookneck pumpkin) is the source of this 4244-nucleotide messenger RNA. RefSeq names its product kinesin-like protein KIN-14P. Bases 267 to 4229 code for a protein of 1320 amino acids. Gene Ontology annotation, biological process: microtubule-based movement. The transcript has 22 exons. Lineage: Eukaryota; Viridiplantae; Streptophyta; Magnoliopsida; Cucurbitales; Cucurbitaceae. Gene Ontology annotation, molecular function: microtubule binding; microtubule motor activity; ATP binding. The record is from RefSeq and is a predicted model, not a curated record.